UCUAGCGGCCACCUCUCCCAACGCCGGGCCCGAGGGGACGCGGUGACAGUGGCCCCCCGGGGGGCAGGACAGCCGGGGCGGGGGGCAGCCCCCCUGCCCUCGCUCGGAGCUCACGGCCAGAGUUAAUUUCCAGUGGUUUAGGGGCUGGGGUCGCUGCUCCCGAAGCGCCCCGGGGGCUGGAUGUGCUGUUGCUCCCCGGUAGGAGCAGCGCAGGAGCUCUGAGCGCAGCUGGGUGGAAACGCCGCUGCAGAGAAACGUUUUACCCAGGGAGAGUAAAGGCUCGGUUUCCACCUGGAAAUUGCCCAAUUUGACUCGCGAACCUUGAGAAGCAGCCCACCGCGUCCCAAUUCUCGGAGCAAUUUAGUCUCUGCUGGAGCCGGGAGCCCGCUGCCGAGGCCCUGGCUCUGUACCCGUUAGGAGAUCAGAUGAGUGCUGUUGUGCUCACCCCUUUCCAGCUCCAUCAAACCGGCUGCGUUGAAGUUGUGAAUCUGCUGCUUCCCAUCACGAACACGCUCAGCUGUCCUCCCUCUAACCCGUGCCUGUUGGCUCCGUGUCGCUUCUCCCCCACCGCUGCCCCCACCGUGCCCCUUUGCUCCUCUGGGUGCCACAGCUGCCACCACGCGUCCUCAUUCCUCAUUCCUCCUCCGCCAGCCGGAGCACGGCUGCUUUCUGCAGUGAUGCCUGCUGGCCUGAUAAAAGGGUUUUCUUCCCACCUCGAGCCGCACCUGACCCUGCGGGCUCACAGCUGUGAUGGGAAGGGUGCUGGCCGCAUCUCCUCCAAGAUCCUGCUCCAUCAGGAGUGGGUCCACUGCUGUCCUGGGGCUAUGGCAGCUGCACCUGUCCGUGAUGCUGCUUCCCAGCAGUUCGCGCUGUCCCCUGCCCUCAGACCCAUCAGGGACACGGCAGCACAGCGGGCAUCACUCCCUGAGCACACCAGCCUGCGGGGUGCUGGUCCCAAGGGAAAGCCUCUGGCCAGGCAGGGCUGACCUUCUCGCUCGGGAGCCUGGGGACGUGCAAAGAAAUCACAACCUUCUAAUGAGCCCGAAAAGCCAGGCAGAGUGUUUGCUUGACAGGGCAAUUAGACGAUGAUUGACUCCUGGAACAGCUACUUAAUUCGUCAUUAACUGGGCUUAUCGCGGCCAGCAUCUGUGCUGAGGGUCCCAGGGCUGUGCCAGCCAUGGGGCCGGGGAGCGGAGCCGGGCUGCACGACGUGCAGAGCUGGAUUUGGUACCUUGUUAUUGUCAGCCCUUAUUUUGGCUCUCUGCAUCCAGCACUGGGCUGGAGAAUGCUGCAGCUGCCCAGGGGAGCCUGGGGGAGCCCAGGGGGACAAAGCAGUUUGCAGGGAGCCAGCAUUUGCUCCUGUCCUCUGCAGGGCUCAGCCUGCCCCCAGUGACAGUCAGUCGGCUGAGGCACGGGGGCUCUGCCCCCCAGGGGUGUCCCCACGGCCCAGGAGGUGUGUGCACGCUUGUGUUUGGGCAUCUUCCCCUGCCCCAAAGGUAUCUCGCUGCUGCUGCCUGCUGCCAGUACCGUGGGGCGAAUGGCUGUGCGUGCUGUCCUGUCACGCUUGUCAUGAGGCUGGAGAACGUCUGCUCCUCACCACUCUGGGCUUUUACAGCUUCCUUGCUUUCAUCUGCCUGCUCCGUUCCUCUUCCCCCAAGCCUGGUUAUUACCAGGCUUACUUUAUUCAGUCCCAGUGUGGCUGAAUUCUCUGUGGGAUCCAGAUAAAACGAAUGGGGUUUGGGGAGGACCGCAGGGCUGCAUUGGUUCUUUCCAUCCCUGCACGUGCGCAGGCAGGGCUGUUCUUCACUCUCCCUGCUAUUCCCCCCAAGUAUUAACUCUGAUGUUUUUAUGGCCCAGUGCACAGCACAGUCCUGCCCUGCAGACGCGUGCUGUUGCGGUCAGCCCAAUGCCAGGACUGGGUGCUACAGCUGCACUCUGUGGUCUCAUUGCAUCUGUAUGAGAAUGGCAGUGAGAUCUUCAUUCUUCAUUUCCUCCGGGUCCCGGCAGCCCCGUUAUCGCCCCAUGCUUCCCCCAGGGAGAGGAGCUGCUGGCCACGGCUCCCCAUGUGGCCACAAGGACCCCUUCUGCAGCCCCCUGCUGGAGGUGGCAGCCCCACCUCAUCCAGGUCGUGCACUUGUCUUCCCCAAAACCUCUCAACAGCCUCUUGCCUCCUCUUCACAGCAGCACCCCAAACUCCCAGACAGGAAGGCAACAAGGAAAAGAGAGUUUAGUGCAGGUCAAUCUUUUCUAACCCCAGAGGGUACAUGAACCACGGACUCCUAGAUGUGACCUGAGUCAGUCAGCCCAUCUCCCAUCAGCUGGCCCCUUCAGCAUCCUUCAGGAUGCCCCGUGUGAGCAGUCACCUCCAGCAGUAGCCCAGCUGUGUAGUGGGCUCUUCCCACCCUGGUCUAUGAUUUUUCAUGGCUUUUUUUUCCCUGAGAUUUGCUGCUGGUGGCUCUGCUGUGCCCCUUUCACCACCCCCAUCUACACCUGUGCUUCAGAGCACGCACCCUGAGCACUCCCUGCCUUCUCCCACACCACUUUUUGGGUUCCUAAUGCCUCACGGCCCCUUUCCCUUCUUUCCUCAGCCCAUGUUCUGAGUGCUUCCCAGGCAGCAGCUUUGCUACACACCUCUCUCCCUCAUCGAAAUCGGUGCCAACGACCUGGUGCAUGACAAGCAGCAGCCUCCACGCCUGCAGCAUCCUCUUGCCGGCAGCCUGCCCACAGCCCGGCUGCGGCUGCUUCCCAGCACAUUUGGGCUCAGAUCCCAGCAGGUUCCCAUCCCUCCCCACCGUGGUUCAGUGCCAGAAACACUUCUGGAGACGGGGUGUUGAUGCCUCACCACAACCGUCAGCUUUCUCUUGCUGGACCUUGGUGUCCUGCUUCAUGGUGUCCCGCUCUGGGUUGGGCUGCUACAUUGAAGUGAUGCUCAGGGUCUGGUCCGCCCUUAUCGUUUCAUUAAAAAAGAAAUGUAUUUUAUUGGAAAUCUAAUCUGCAUGUUGAGGUAAGCAAAGAAGAUGUUCGUGCUUUCCUCACCUGGAAGCAGGGAGGAGGCAUUGUGCUCCGAGCAUGCUUCUUUGGCUCUGUGCAGGAAAUGAAAUGAUCUGUGGUACCAAUAGGCAUUGCCUUUAAACAUUGUGAAAAUACUUCGCAGCCAUCUGCCACAGGAGCCACUGAGUGCUUUAUUAGUAAGGUGGGAGGGUGAAGAAAGCAGACAAUGAUUUGGGGGAGGGAGGUGUGGAGGGCACUCGCCAAAAUGCGCAGUGCUUUAGCGAUGCAGGAGUGCUUUUGAAUGGCUUCAUUUUCCUGAACAGCUUUCCAAAAUGUGACAACCGCUGCCAAAACAAAACCCAUCAACGAGGACAUUUACAACAGGCUACAGCACUAAAACCUGUGCACUAUGGCAGAAUUUGGCCAAAAGGAACAGGACCACUUGGGCGGCAAUUGGGCUUUUCACUCCCUGGAGCGUUCGACUCCAACUCCUUCAUUUCUAUUUUCUUCCCGAGGGUUGGUCUGAAGCCAAGGUGAUGCACCUCCCGUCAGAAAGGCUGGUGCACCACUGGGAGCCCUGUAGCAGGUGGCAGCAUGCCUCUGCCACGCAGCAUCCUGCAGAGGAAGCAGCUGCAGAGGUCUCAGGAGAGGAGAAGCAACCUUUGGGGUUACGAGGCAAGAGGGUGGCACGCUCCGGGAGCUGGGAACGUGCUGGAGAGCGGCUGUAAAACACAGCGCUUGGGUACCGAGGAGCACAGAGCGAUUGUUUCUCUCUCCUGGGGGAUUCGGAUAUCUCACUACGCAUUUUCUUUGUGCCAAGGUGGGUUGGAGAGCCAAAAUAGCAAACGCUCCUCAGAAGAAACUGGGUUGAAACAUUUCAUCUCAGAAAUUUUCAUGCCAAAAAGAAAAAAAAAAAAGAAAGCAGCACGGUGUUUCAGCACUCUGAAAUGGAGGAAUGGAACAGGGAGAGGAAUUUUCCUGAGGCAGAAAUUGGUGUUGACAUCUGUAGCUGAGGGAUCCUGGCUUUCCUUGACUGCUGCCUCCUCAUGCUCCAGCCCUAGCACAGCUGUGAUACAGCCCUAGAAAUCAGCCCGUGUCCAUGAAAGCCGUUAGCUGAGCACGUAAUGCCCACAGGGCUGUAAUUCCCCAUGCCAGCCUCCACUUUGGGAAUUCAGGAGGGCCCCUCAUGUGGAUGUCAGCCUCUUAGCUACUUCUGUGCUGUUACGCUUCGCAGCAGCACAAAUUAGGAACCAGCACAAAAGAUGCAGAAGGUCCUUUCCUGUCAGGCUGCGCGUGGCCAUCUCAAGAUGCAUUAUAGAUACAGCAAAUCCUCAUCUUAAUCCAGCCUGAAUCAGAGCUUCUUGUCACACGGCUGCAUCCUUAUCGUGCUGGGGAGGGACGAGGAGAUGCUCAGUUUGCCGAGAUAGCAUUCAAGCUGGGGAAAAGGGGGGGAGGGCUCUUGUUUUCCCUAGCAUUGCCAAAUCUUUCUGUUCCCGCUAGCCUCGCCGUGACAUCGGCUCCACAUGGGCGACAGGCGUUUCGGCUGCCGUGCCUCGCUGAAGUACCAGUUCUUCCCUCCCACUCUCUCUGCUCCCGCAGGAUCGCUCUCCCCCUCCGCCGGCAGCAUGGAGAGCGUGCGUGAGCUCCAGGACCCGCUCCUGGCCAAGGCCCACGGGCACCUCCGUGGCACCUACUCCUACCACCAGCAUCACAGCCAGGACUACCCCAGCCACCGCUGCCAAGGGAAACUGUACUCCUACAUCUUCCAGAACACGGGCGGUGCCAGGACUCACCAGCUGCUGGACGCCAGUUCCCUGCAGCUGGCUGUCGAAGCCUUGUACGGCCCCAACUUCAUCCUCGUGAAGGAUGAGACCGCUCUCAAGGCCAAGGACAGCAAGGGGGAAAGCUGUGAGACCACUUUCACGGAAAGCAAAGAGGCUCCGUCUGAAGGUCCUGACGGGCACGACGCGCAAGGGUCACGCCUGGUAGAAAGCGACAUCCGCAUCCAAACGGUGUCCUACGAGGUGGAGGAGGAGGAGCUGCAGGAGUACGAGAGCGACUCCUCCAGUGACAGCGAAAGCGAGGACCAUUUCCUAAUGCUUCCUCCACGGGACCACCUGGGCUUGGCCCUGUUCUCCAUGCUGUGCUGCUUCUGGCCCCUGGGGAUUGCUGCCUUCUACUUCUCCCAAGGGUAGUGUGAGGUCCUGCACCACAAUUUCAUCUGCACUGAGGUAGCCCAUGACCUGGAGACCAGGCACAAUGGGGACUCUGGUCUCCCCAUCCCCCUGCAGCUCCACCAUGCCCUUCUCUCUGUUCCUUGUUUUUUGAACCCUGUGAGCCAACACCAGACUGUGUGCAGCUGGAAAGCAGGAUCUCAUCCAAUUAAAACUCCUCCAGGAUUCCCAGAAGAUCCUGGGUUCAGGGUCUACACAGGGUGUCCAAUCCUCAUUGCCUUCCCUGGGGAGUAAUGCUGCCGAGGGCACCUUUGGGAAAGCAGCAGAACCUGGAGAGCAUGGUGACCCUUGGGCUGCAGCAGUGUGGAGGAGCUGCUGCUUUCUGCAGGGCUUUGCCCAGAGCCUGCUCACAGUCACGUUACUGUCAGCCCAGAAUAAUUCGUGUCGAGCCAGGAGAUUCACUCCGUGUUUGCACGGAUGCUGUCGUACCGAGAAUAGAAGGGGGACAGGUGUUAAGAAGUUAAAUCAAGAAGAUAGAAACAGAAAUGGAAAAGUAUAUAACAGGAGCACCUGGCACAGAGCCGGUGAGAGACAAGGGGAAGCUCCAACUGACUGGGACCUGAGAAGUGGCUGAUUUCACAUUUUUGCAUGUGGUGCAGGGUAGCACAGUGCAUUUGCCAUGUGAUGAUGUGCUUUGUGCAAUUCACACUUAGCUCCCUU
Cygnus olor (mute swan) is the source of this 5885-nucleotide messenger RNA. RefSeq names its product synapse differentiation inducing 1 like (gene SYNDIG1L). The record is from RefSeq and is a predicted model, not a curated record. Bases 4515 to 5186 code for a protein of 223 amino acids. Gene Ontology annotation, cellular component: intracellular membrane-bounded organelle; membrane. Lineage: Eukaryota; Metazoa; Chordata; Aves; Anseriformes; Anatidae. The transcript is spliced from 3 exons.